Messenger RNA from Syngnathus acus (greater pipefish), 951 nucleotides. Its product is annotated as galanin receptor type 2. Lineage: Eukaryota; Metazoa; Chordata; Actinopteri; Syngnathiformes; Syngnathidae. Gene Ontology annotation, biological process: G protein-coupled receptor signaling pathway. The coding region runs from base 1 to 951 and encodes 316 amino acids. The record is from RefSeq and is a predicted model, not a curated record. Gene Ontology annotation, cellular component: membrane. The transcript has a single exon. Gene Ontology annotation, molecular function: G protein-coupled receptor activity.
AUGAAAGGUGGCGGCGGCAGCACGGAGGUAAACGUGGGCGUCCCCAACGUCUACGGUCUGGUGUUUGCCUGCACGUGCGGCGUGAUCCUGGGCGUCGGCCUGGGCGCCAACCUGCUGGCCUUCGCCUUGUUCGCCAAGUCGCCGCGUCGGAACAGUCUGGACGUCCUGCUCCUCAGCAUGGCGCUGGCCGACUUGCUCACCCUGCUGCUCAUCCCCUUCACCCUGCACUCGGCCCUCAGCCACUCGUGGCCCACGGGCGACCUUUCCUGCAAGGUCUACCAGUUCCUUCUGGCCUUGGGCCUGGCGGCCAGCACCUACUCGCUGUGCGCCGUGUCGGUGGCUCGCGCCGCCGUCGUCACCAACCCCUACCGGCCUCUGGCCGCCGACUGGGCGGUCCUGGCGUUGGCGCUGGUCUGGGCCCUCAGCUUCCUCGUCAGCGUGCCUCUGCGGAUGUUCGCCACCAAGGAGAGCCUGAGCCCCGACCUGGUCAGCUUCACCUUCUGCCUGCCCACCAUCCAGGAGCACCACUACCAAGUGGUCCUGAGCCAGUUUGUGCUCUUCUAUUUCAUCCCCGUGCUGGUGAUCGCCUUCAACUACGCCCGCCUGGCGCUGUUUCUCCACAAGAGUCCGGUGAUGUCGGCCUCCGGAGGCAGGAACACGCGGCGGGCCUCGCUGACGGUGUUCUUGGCCACCGCCACCUUCUCGGCUUGUUGGCUGCCGGGCUACGUCCUGGAGCUGUGCCUCUACCUGGGCCUCUACCGCCACGGACGGGCCUGGGAACUCUUCUACUUCACCUGCACGCUGCUGCAGUACCUGCACCCGUGCGUGAACCCCGUGCUCUACGUUCUGCUGUCCAAGCGAUACCGCCACAGGAGGGCGGCCUGGCGCUUCGGAUGUCGUGGCAACAGAGUGCGGCCGCAGGUCAGCAGUGUGUCGGCAGACAGUUCUUAG